AUGGUCGAGUUCAAUUACAACAAUGAGGUCGUGUCCUCGCCUACAGUCAUCGUCUCGGGCCGCACUCAUGUUCUGAAAGGUAUUAUUCAAUUUGUGAACAACGGGAACAAAGUAUACCCUCCGCUAGUCUUUGAGGUUAACAACGGACAGUUCAAGGCAAUUCUCCAUGUGAGUCCUGGUGAGCCCAACAACUACGACGUCAAUGUGUACGACAGUGGCUCUAUAGACUGGCAGGGAUUUGCCAGAGACUUGCGUAAUGUAGCUGAUAGAGGAUCACUCACGCUCCACUAUAACGAAUUGCCAGAGAACAAACCAAUCCACUUUUGUGUGAUUCUUGGUCGUGACUCCGAUGGCCGUUACGAUAUGCCAAAGUAUAAACUCCAGCGUGGUGAGGUAGCAAACCUAGACACUGCUAUCCAACGACUCAAGGUUGCUGGAAGGCUAAUGCAAGCAUUCACCCAGGACGAAUUCCACAGACUCGGGUUGAGCAAUCGUACGUUUCCUUUCGUAGAAGAGUCGACUCAUUCUCAGAGAGUGUUCGGUUACGACCUAGACUCUACUGUUCCUCACAAUGAAGUGAAAAUCCAUGUCAUUCGCUCUCCCAAGACAGUCGAGGAGCUCAGAAACCCUGACUAUGCCCAGCAGAAUCCAGACGCCAAGGACAAUGGCUUUUUGUUUUCACACGCAAUAGAUUUGGUUUACAAUAGCGACAUGAUCAAGCCCUACAGAGAGAGGAACACUCCUAUACAAUGCGCUGUGAUGUACUUAGAUUCAACCUGGAACGGGCGCUAUAUCACCACUCAUGCUGCGUUGGGCGGUGGUACUGGAGAGGUCAAAAUGGCAGUCUUCGGAUCCCACGGUCUUCAUUCUUAUCCUUUGAACUUUCUUCAGGUGGGACCAGGUUUCGUAGACGAUACUAGACUUUCGAAGGAUGAAGUUGCCAAUGACUGUGACCAAUGCUCAACGUCCUGGGAAUGCUUCAACAUCUGUUUAGGCGCUCAAAUGCAUGAAAUUGGCCAUCUGUUGGGAAGUCCCCAUCAAACUGAUGGAGUGAUGCUUCGAGACUACAUUUGGUGGAACCGUCUGUUUAUGACUCGUGAAGCAUACUGUGACAGAGAUAAAUCUACGGAACAGAUCAUUGGCUCGAAUGGUGAGUUUGCGCAAACUUGUCAUUGGAACAUAAGAGAUAUCAUACGCUAUUUCUACCACGACUCUUUCACCAUUCCAGUGGAUAAGAAUGAUCCUGGAUUUGGGAAAAUUCGCGAUACCUACAUGAACCCUACGGACCUUGGUCCUACCCCAUCAAUCUUCAUUCUUGAGCCCGGUGUUGUCUCAGUUCGAUCCCAAAGCGGUAUCUUCAUGGUCGAACUUGUUGGAGAUGACUUGGCGAGAUACCAUAUUGCCUAUUACCCAAAAAGCUACGGUGGUACUGGACUUCAACACGAGCUCUAUUUCAAUUUCGAUGAACUCAAUCAUCAUUUCCAUAAGAGUUGGGAUCAAGCCUCAGACAAUUUCAGUGUCCGUAUCAUGAGUUGUGCUGGUGAUCUUUAUAUUGAUAACUUCAAGAAUAGCUGUUAUCCAUCUCAGGAUUCCGUUAUCAGGAGUGACUUCGGUUUGGGCCAUGGUGUUAUAGAUGGGUACAAAGGACAAUUGUUGGGCUCUCCGAAUGGAGACAUGUCGUUUAUAGGUGUGGAUUUUUCCAGAGUUUACAAGGUAAGAAUCCACCACGGCGACGCUUUAGAUGGCAUAACUUUCUUCAUGAGUGAAGGUACGGGAUCGCUGCAGCCACCGGUACCAAAAAGAAAUUAUUUGCAUAAAUUAGUUGGUGGCUCAAAGGAGCAGAAAGUCAUGUCCAAUGUCGCUUCCGGAGAGGUAACUGUUGGCCAAAGAAGUGGACAUAGCACAGAUUUCGAUUUGCAGUCUGGCGAACGUAUUUCCAAGCUCCAUUUCAGAAGUGGACAAUGGAUUGAUGCUGUCCAAGUUGAGACCGAUAGAGGAAGAACCAGUCCCAUGUGUGGAAAUGCCAAUGGGGGUCUGUUAGCGACACUUGCGGCACCAACACCGCUGCAUCAAAUCAUUGGAUUUUAUGCCUAUGUUGGGCAAUGGCUUGAUGGCAUUGGUGUAAUCUACACUUCAUAA
Molecule: messenger RNA, 2139 nt
Organism: Australozyma saopauloensis
Lineage: Eukaryota; Fungi; Ascomycota; Pichiomycetes; Serinales; Metschnikowiaceae
Product: putative metalloendopeptidase
Exons: 1
Coding region: 1-2139 (712 amino acids)
Cellular component (GO): cytoplasm
Source: RefSeq, a predicted model, not a curated record